GUUUUAUGAUAUUGAUUUUUCUCUACAAUUCCUCCACAAGAGAAAUAUUGACCUCUAGCUCUAAGCCUCUUGAGGCAGAAACAGCAACUUUAGUCACUGACUCAGAUAAUGUUAGAUGCCCCCCACCAUGUGUGUGUAGUUAUGAUUUCAGUGAAGAGUACAAUGUCUUCUGCAGCUCACGUAAUCUGUCUAGGAUUCCAGAGAUAUUGCCUACCAGUGUUCAGUCUCUAUGGUUAGAUGGAAACAACCUCACAUCUGUCCAAGUUGGUGUUUUCAGGAAUUUAACACAGCUGGAUUUCCUCAAUUUGCAAAGUAAUCAUCUCAGUAGCUUGGACCAACAUGCUUUUCAUGGUCUAAAAACACUUGCACAUCUCCACUUGGAAAGGAAUAUGCUGAAAUAUUUGGCACCCAAUAUAUUCCUUUAUACACAGAGCCUAGUGUUCCUCAGCCUCAACAACAAUCACUUUACUAAAAUUGAGGAUAGUCUGUUUUCUGGCCUCUUACAUCUCUGGUACCUGAAUUUGGGCUGGAAUUCAAUAGUGGUGCUACCAGACUUGGUGUUCCAUGAUCUGCCUAAUCUGAGAGAGCUUGUAUUGGCUGGAAAUCGACUGGUUUUCCUUCAGACUCCUCUUUUCUUUACCCUGAUGGAGUUGAGGGAAUUAGAUUUAAGUGGGAACUCACUGAGAGGAAUUAAAGCUAAUGUAUUCACAAAACUAAACAAAGUUCACAAGCUUUAUCUAAACCACAAUCAGAUUUCUACUAUUGCUCCUAGAGCCUUUAUUGGUAUGAAAUCACUUCGCUGGCUUGAUCUGUCUCAUAACCGCUUGACAACUCUGUAUGAGGACACUUUUUUUGGACUUUUGAGCCUUCAUGUUCUUCGACUAUCCAAUAAUUCUCUUACAGGAUUAAGGCCUAGAAUUUUCAAAGACCUCCAGCUUUUAGAGGAACUAAAUCUUGGCAACAACAGAAUAAAGAUCCUCCAGGAACGUACAUUUGAAGGACUGGGCCAUCUGGAUUAUUUGACACUAAACCACAAUAAUAUUCAAGAGAUCCGUCCAGGAGCAUUUUUAGGACUGAAAAAUGUUGCAGUGAUGAACAUUUCUGGAAACUGCCUCAAAGUUCUUCCAGAACACUCAUUUAAAGGGCUAAACAAACUUCACAGUUUACAUAUGGAGAAUAGUUGCCUUAGCAGAAUAAAGCCUCUGUUAUUUUCUGAUGUCUCUAGUGUCCGUAGGCUCUUCCUGCAGCACAAUGAUAUCUCAGCCAUUGAUGAUCUUAGUUUCUCUAACCUAGAGCACUUACUUGAACUUGAUCUCAGAUUUAACAAGUUAACCCAUCUCUCAACUAAAUCACUCAUGGGUCUCAAAAGCCUUUCAUACCUUCUUCUUUCUUCAAAUCAACUAAUAACAGUUUCUUCAGAAGCCUUCAGUCAAUGUCAGCACCUUAAAUGGCUUGAUGUAUCAGAUAACCAGCUAAAAUUACUGGCUGGUGAUAUAUUUUUUCAUUUGUACAACCUUAGGUAUCUAAGUCUCCAAAAUAACUUAUUGAAAUGGAUUUCAGUGGAUUUUUUGCAUUCUAACUCACAUAUGCAGCAGCUGUGGUUAAAUGGUAAUCAGUGGGAUUGCAGCUGUUAUCUUAAGGAGCUAAGAGACUUUUCUCUGAGGAAUAUGACUAUUGUCCCUCAACUGGUACAGUCUGUGCCAGAAGGUGAUGAAAGCAACACACUUAUCAACAUUUAUAACAACAUUACAUGUGCCAGUCCUCCAGAAGUUAUUGGACAGGAUUUACGGGACUUAAGAGAUGAACACUUUGCACACUGUUAGUUGCAUCAAAUACUGUUAUGAAGUUCUUAAAUACUGAGUUCCUAACAUUUUGCUGUACAGUUUUAUUUUGCAUUCCCAUCCAAUGUAAAAUGCUACUUUUAUAUGUAUGUUUAGGUAUGGGUGUGUCAAAAAUAUUUUAGUAUUGUAACUUUACAUUUUUAAUAAUUAAAGC
Bombina bombina (fire-bellied toad) is the source of this 1995-nucleotide messenger RNA. RefSeq names its product insulin-like growth factor-binding protein complex acid labile subunit. The transcript has a single exon. Gene Ontology annotation, cellular component: plasma membrane. NCBI's taxonomy places the organism in Eukaryota, Metazoa, Chordata, Amphibia, Anura, Bombinatoridae. The coding region runs from base 6 to 1823 and encodes 605 amino acids. The record is from RefSeq and is a predicted model, not a curated record. Gene Ontology annotation, molecular function: protein binding.